Molecule: messenger RNA, 3351 nt
Organism: Pseudophryne corroboree (corroboree frog)
Lineage: Eukaryota; Metazoa; Chordata; Amphibia; Anura; Myobatrachidae
Product: alcohol dehydrogenase 1-like
Exons: 9
Coding region: 67-1194 (375 amino acids)
Biological process (GO): retinol metabolic process; retinoic acid metabolic process
Cellular component (GO): cytosol
Molecular function (GO): all-trans-retinol dehydrogenase (NAD+) activity; zinc ion binding
Source: RefSeq, a predicted model, not a curated record
UGUGUAGUGAAGACUACUAGCAAAAGUCACAUUCCUAACUAGGCAGGAUUGAAGAAAGACGUGCAGAUGUCUACCGCUGGGAAAACAAUCAGAUGUAAGGCUGCGGUAUGCUGGGGACCUAAACAGCCGCUCACCAUUGAAGAGAUUGAGGUUGCUCCACCGAAGCAUCAUGAAGUUCGCAUUAAGAUUGUGGCCACUGGAAUUUGCCGAUCAGAUGAACAUGUUAUAAGUGGGGCACUGGGUAACAUGAAAUUCCCGGUAAUAUUAGGCCAUGAAGCUGCAGGGAUUGUGGAAAGUGUAGGAGAAGGCGUAACUGACCUUAAACCAGGAGAUAAAGUCAUCCCACUGUUUAUUCCUCAAUGUGGAAAAUGCAGAUGUUGCCUGAAUCCGGACAGUAAUUUAUGCUACAAACAUGAUAUUGAAGGCAAAGGGUUGUUAUUGGACAACACCAGCAGAUUUACCUGCAAGGGGAAAGUUGUUCACCACUUCAUCAACACCAGCACUUUCACUGAGUACACUGUGGUGGAUGACAUUGCUGUGGCUAAGAUACAUAAGGAUGCACCACUGGAAAAAGUCUGCUUGAUUGGAUGUGCCUUUUCUACAGGAUAUGGCUCUGCUGUGAACAUUGGUAAAGUGAAGCCUGGUUCUACAUGUGCAGUAUUUGGUUUAGGGGGAGUCGGGUUGUCUGUGGUUAUUGGAUGUAAAGUAGCAGGUGCUGCCCGAAUCAUUGGAGUUGAUUUAAACAGUGAUAAAUUUGCAAAAGCAAAAGAGUGCGGAGCCACUGAAUGUAUUAACCCAAAAGACUACAAACUUCCCAUCCAUGAAGUCCUGGCACAGAUGACCAAUGAUGGAGUUGACUAUGCAUUUGAGGUCAUUGGAAACACUACAGUGAUGACAUCUGCUCUUUCAUCUUCUCACUUUGGCUUUGGAAAAACAAUAAUGGUUGGAGUAGCUCCAUCAAAUGCUACUAUGUCUUUUGAUCCAUUACUGAUGCUCACUGGACGAACCAUGGCAGGAGCUGUGUUUGGAGGUUGGAAGAGCAAAGAUGAUGUACCAAAACUGGUGGAUGACUAUUUAAACAAGAAAUUUGAAUUUAAGGAGCUCAUAACACAUAACUUGCCAUUUGACCAAAUCAACGAAGGAUUUGAACUUCUGCGUAAGGGAGAAAGUAUCCGUGCUGUGCUGACUUUUUGAAGCCCUUGGUUCUGAUGACGAACUCUUCUUGAUGUCUUAAAUAUAUUAUUCAUUGAUCAAUACAUUAUAGUUUUACUAAUUUCUAAUAAUGAGGGGUCUAUGUAAAUUUUGGCUUAAAUGUAUCCUACACAAUUCAGAAGCACACUUUCAAUGACUUAGGUUCUUUCAGCGGUUUAGCUGAUUUUUUUUGUCUGCUUAAGGUGCAUACACACUAGCCUAUAUACCAGCUGUUCUAUUGUUGACCACUGUGUACGAGUGAAUGCCAUAGUUCACAGACAUAUCGCGUGGGUCCUGCAGGACAGUUGACGUCCCAUAUAUCUAACGAUAUAUUGGUGCAUCAUGCUGUGUGCAGUACGCUUGCUGCAGACACUGGCAGUGAUUGAAGGCAAUACUGGACGGGCACAUGUAAAUGCCUUCCCUGUUCAUGACGUCAGUCCCGACGGAUUGGGCAGUGUGUAUGCACAACACACUGCCCAGUCCAUCUAUAGAUAUAUCUGCAGAUCAAUUGAUCUGCAGAUAUAUUUACAAGUGUGUACCCAGCAUAACUUACACUUCUUCAUUUAAUUGAGCAGGCAAACAGCCACACGUGUUCACAAAUCACAAAAAGAUGUUUUACAGAAGCUGAGGAGAGAAAAGAUGUAAUAUACUGUAGUACAUGCUGUACACUACCUCUUGUCCUCAGCUUCUGUAAAGCAGCCAUGUGUACUACUACAGUAAUGUAUAUCAAUCACUACAAAAAAAUACUUGAAUAGAAUGAUACAUAACAUUAAAAAAUAUAUAUUUAACUAAACUGCUUUCAAGAAAUGAGUAUAAAAUAUUUGCAAUGGCUUAGUAAACAAGCUUUAUUAUUGAGACAUGACGUCUAGUGAUCAUCUGUAUUUGUAAGUAAAUGCCAUCUUUUCUUAUUGUAUGGAGGCACUCUGCCAUUGGCGGGAUGGAGAGCUAAAUUUGUAUAAUCUGUUAGUGAUUAAUUUAUAGACUGAUAAGGUAUUCCACCUGGACACAUAAACCUAAUAAUGAAUUACUGUUGCUCAAUUCCUUCACAGCUUUUUCAAUGAAUAAAAAUGUUUUACUGUUUUAUUGUGAUUAUUGUUACUAAAACAGUGGGGGUAAUUCCAAGUUGAUCGCAGCAGGAAUUCUGUUAGCAAUUGGGCAAAACCAUGUGCACUGUAGGGGAGGCAGAUAUAACAUGUGCAGAGAGAGAUAGAUUUGGGUGUGGUGAGUUCAAUCUGCAAUCUAAUUUGCAGUGUGAAAAUAAAGCAGCCAGUAUUUACCCUGCACAGAAACAAAAUAACCCACCCAAAUCCAACUCUCUCUGCACAUGUUAUAUCUGCCUCCCCUGCAGUGCACAUGGUUUUGCCCAACUGCUAAAAAAUUUCCUGCUGCGAUCAACUUGGAAUUACCCCCAGUAUGCGUUUGUUAGGUCAAUCACUAUUGGUCAACAUGGUUCAAAGGUCGACAUGACAAAGGUUGAGACAAGAAUAGGUCGAAAUGAGUUUUUGACUUUUUGGAAAUUUUCAGUCCUUACCAUUCACGUGGACUACAAUUGGGAAUAUUAACCUAGUAAAGAUUGAAGCGAGUCAUGCGAAGGGACACUGUGCACUAAUUGUGGUUCCCGCUGAAUAUACAGAGUAAUCAACACCAAAAAAAUUAAAACAAACCCUCAUGCCGUCCUUUUUCUAUGUCAAACCUUUUCAUGUCGACCUUCAGUCCAUGUUCACCUUUAUACCUGUUUCGAUCUAGUGCAUGUUGACCUUGUGACUGUCGACAUAAUGAUCCACACGCUACGUAGACAUGUAAACCAUGGAUCUUCAACCUGCGGCCCUCCAGCUGCUGUGGAACGCCCUGACAGUUUUGUUAUUAAGGCAUACUAAACCUGAGGCAGGGCAUGCUGGGAUGUAUAAUUCCACAGCAGCUGGAGGGCCACAGGUUGAAGACCCGUGAUGUAUUCAUAUUAUGCUUUAGUUAUGCAAAGGUACAAAAAAAUAAUUGUUAUAUAUAGAGCUGUAGGAAAUGAUUUAAGGUUCAUACAAUUAUCUAAAACUAAUUAGGAUAAUACUGUAUAAAUGACUAAAAAGAUAACAUUUUGAUUUAUUUUCAAUUUGCAAUACACAGAGUCCUAUGUUUCAUUUCAAUAAAACAAUUUUCAAAGAAGAA